Molecule: messenger RNA, 621 nt
Organism: Metschnikowia bicuspidata var. bicuspidata NRRL YB-4993
Lineage: Eukaryota; Fungi; Ascomycota; Pichiomycetes; Serinales; Metschnikowiaceae
Gene: DOT5
Product: thioredoxin peroxidase
Exons: 2
Coding region: 1-621 (206 amino acids)
Biological process (GO): cellular response to oxidative stress; cell redox homeostasis
Cellular component (GO): cytoplasm
Molecular function (GO): thioredoxin peroxidase activity
Source: RefSeq, a predicted model, not a curated record
AUGCCUGAAUUGCGUAGAUCUGCCAGAGCUUCCACGGUUGAAGCCACCAAACGUCUGGGGCAACCCCCUUCUAAAAAAGCAAAGACAGAAAACCCCAAGGAAUUGGAGGUGGGCGAUGAGAUUCCAAACUUGACCUUGUUGAACGAAAACGAAGAUGAAAUUUCGUUGAAAGAGGUCGCUGAAAAAUCGAAAUAUGUGGUCAUUUUUGCUUACCCCAAGGCAUCUACACCAGGAUGUACAAAGCAAGUCACGGGGUUCCAGAGAAACUACUCUGACUUACAGGCCUUGGGAGCUGCAGUCUAUGGGUUGUCGGCGGACCUGCCAAAAUCGCAAUUGAACUUCGUCACCAAGCAGGGCUUAAAAUAUCCAUUGUUAUCCGACCCUUCGAGGAAAUUCAUCUCCAUCUUGGGUGCCAAGAAAUCCCCUUCGGGGAUAAAGAGAUCUCAUUGGAUUUUUGUGGAUGGCAAACUUAGCAUCAAGAAGAUUCAAAUCAGUCCAGACGUCAGUGUGAUUAGUGCAUUGGAAGACGUGCGCAAGCUCAAGAAAGAUUCUGAGUCUGGGGACGCCAAAUCCGAAGUUGCCGACGAAGCCAAAGCGGAGAACGUAGACCCAAGGGACUAG